AAUAUUGCAUAUAUUUGCUAUUUGACAGUCACAUUUUGUGAAAAUUUUAGACAAUACAAAUUGAAAAGAAAUUGGCGUUCGUUAAUUAAAAAGCCAAUAUUGGUGUGUGCUACGAUUAUUAUUAAAAUUUUAAAGACAACUUACAAGAAAUAAAACAAACACAACAAGAAAAAUCCCUUUUAGUAAUGGUGAAGAAGAAACGUCAAUCCGAUGUGCAUGAUGAUGGUUCAUCAACUGAUUCAUCUGAAGGCGCGCUGCAAAGUCCAACAUCUAGCGCAGCAGUUUGUCAGCAUGUAAAGAAAUCUGUUGAUCCUACAAAAUUGCGCAAAGUAUUGAAAGCGAGUGGGCUGGCUACGGAUUGCAUGCAAUGCUCCAAACAAGGCGCUACUUCACCUGCAGCGGAAGUUAAGGAGUCAACAAUAGAUGAUUCCUUAAGCGGUUUCGAGUACGACAAUACACUCUGGCUAUGUUUGAAGUGCGGUUCCCAACUUUGUGGACGGUCUAGGAAUCAACAUGCUUUGCAGCAUUACAAUACCCCACACUCUGACUCGCAUUCCCUCACCAUGAACACACGUACGUUUGAAAUCUGGUGCUAUGAUUGCGAUAACGAAGUAAAAUCAAACUCACGUAAAAACCUAUUGGAGUGUGUUGAAAUGGUUAAAAAAGCUGCGCAAAAGCCAAUUCCCGUCGCAUCGCCCACGGAAAAUACACCACUUAAUAACAUAGAAGGCAAGAUAAUAUCGACUUGGGAAUCUUUACGUCCAUUAGUGGAGACUCAUGCGGCGAGCGCAACAAAUAAACCAAUACCGUUACCGCCACCGCCACCUAUUCCAGGUAUGGCAAAGCGUAUAACAGAUCCUGCAGUGUUGUCAGCACCAGUGGUGACGAAUAAACAAGCCAAUUCUAAUGACCUGCAAACUGUAGAAACAUUGCCGCGCGUACGUGGUUUGACAAAUCUGGGCAAUACAUGUUUCUUCAAUGCGGUAAUGCAGUGUUUAGCGCAAACUCCCUAUCUGCUAGACGUGCUAAAGGAGCUAUCCGAACCAGGCGAAGAAUUCAUUUUACCGGGUGGUACUUUUAAAUUCAAAGACGACGAAGAUGUACACUUGCCAAUGAUCAAAGGCACUCUGUCAUCGUGGGGUGGACUUACAGCGGCACUUGCGCAGGCUUUGGAAGAGCUGCAAUCAGGCGGCGGCGUUUUUACACCUAGCAAACUCUUCGAUAAGCUUUGCACAAAAUGUCCACAGUUUCGUGGCGGCGAUCAGCACGAUUCUCAUGAGUUACUACGUCAUCUAUUAGAGAGUGUGAGAUCUGAAGAUUUAAAACGCUACCAACGUGUGAUUUUAACCAAUCUCGGCUACAAGGACCAAGACAUAAACAGCGUCUCUGAGGAGAUGCGCCAAAAAUGUAAAAUCUACGGCAAUCAAGCAGCUGAUCGCAUACUACGCCCAGAGCAAGUAUUUCGCGGCUUUCUCGUGUCGACGCUCACUUGCCAAGAUUGCUAUAACGUAUCGUCGCGGCAUGAGUACUUCUUGGACAUGUCAUUGCCGGUUAGCGUAGAGAAACCACAGCCGCCGAUUAGACGUAAAACCAGCCCAGAUAAUUCGCCGUGCGCAAGCUCAUUUUACUUAAAUACGCCACCUGCCGGACCCUCCAAAGCGCAAUUGAAAAAGGAAAAAGAGAAGGAGCGCAAAGCGAAACGUGCCGCCAAACAUCACGAAAACAAAUUGAAACAGAAGGCAAUUUUGGAGAAUGCGAUGGGAGGCGCUGAUGAAGCUGGCGACUCAACGGCUCCAGAAAUUGGUUGUGCCAGGCGCGAGGAUGUCGCAGCAUUUUCUUCGUCUGCAUCUUCUUCCGAACAAUCCGAUGCUGAUGUUGAAGACAACCUGCUCGAUGACAACGCGGCCACGAAGUCAGCGCGUACUGCAAACGCAAACAGUUUCGACAGAAAUGGCAACAAACAAUUGCCGAUCACAGGCAAAACAGAAAAGCGCGACGAUUCACCCGAGAAUAUGGACAAGGACUCACUAGAUGAAGACGAAAAUGAUUCAGGCAUCGCCAAUAGUCCCGCAAAUGCCGGCAGCAACUUCUUGCCCUCCUCGGAAACGAAUGGCGGCGGCGCGGACACGGUAACCGCGAACAACAGCUUAGUCGCGGUUGGACUCAGCGAGAAAGGUGCCACGAUGAUGCGUCAACUCUCACUAACGGACGCCGCGAAUGCAGCCAGCGCGGCUGGUAUAUUUGUGAAUGGAGAAAUGAAAGACGAAGCGGCGCUUGCCGCGCAACUGGAACAGCUUAAACUCAGCGAACAAAAGGCUGCGCGCAUGAAGGCCAAACGCGUGCGCACACAAAGCCAUUCCGAUUGGAGCACGACCAUAGCGCCGCGUUACCAAUGCGAAGACGGUGAGUGCUCCGUGCAAUCGUGUCUGAAUAAUUUCACCGGUGUUGAGUUGAUGACGGGCAACAACAAGGUUGGUUGUGAAAAUUGUACGAAACGCAUUAAUGGUAGCGAUCCUAAGGCAAAGACCGUCAAUACGAAUGCGACUAAACAGUUUCUAAUAUCUAGUCCGCCAGCGGUAUUAAUACUACAUUUGAAACGUUUCCAACUCGGACCGCGUUGCAUAUUCCGCAAGUUGACACGCGGCGUCAGCUUUCCCAUGGUCUUGGAUAUUGCGCCAUUCUGUGGUUCCAAAGUAAAAAAUUUGCCAAAUAUCGAUCGCAAACAAAAGAAACUACUCUAUGCGCUGUACGGCAUUGUCGAGCACUCGGGCGGUAUGUAUGGCGGCCAUUAUACGGCGUAUGUAAAAGUGCGUCCGAAACUGUCGCGUGAAGACAAGCGCUGGAAAUUCUUGCCGCAGGGCAGCAAGGCCGAACUCGAUCAAGACGACGAGCAACGCAAGAAACUCGAAGAGCUGUUAGCCAAAGAGAAAGCACGCGAGCUGCGAAUGAAGGCCGCCAACGACAGUGAUGAUUUCUCCAACAGCAGCGACUGCUCAUCAUCCACAACAAGCACUUCCGAUACUGACGAGCAGCCCGAGACCACAGCAGACGCACGCGGUGGCGCUUACGGUGGCGAAGAUGAGGCGCGCGAUGUACAAGUGCCAAAGGGCAAAUGGUAUUACGUAUCCGAUUCACGCGUGCAAGAGGUCAACGAGGAGGCGGUGCUGCAUGCGCAAGCUUAUCUGUUGUUCUACGAACGUAUUUAUUAAAAAUAUUCUACUAUAAUUAUGCAACAAAACGAAAGAGAAAAAAUAAUGAAAUAGACAAGCAACGAUGUUGAUAGUCAUGCAUUACUCGUAGUAUGAUGAUGAUGAAGAUGACCAUAACCACAAAAAGUGCGUUUUUGACAGACGCAAUGUACACCUCAAUUUAAGCGAAACAAACGAAAAACAAAAAGAAAACAACAAAAACAAACACCCACUAUAAUAAUGUAAUAUCGCUAUUAAAGUAACAAUUUUGAAAUUAUAAACAUAGUUAGGCUAGAAAGUAGAAUGGCAAGCAAACAACACACGGAACACCGAAAAGCCAAACAGCAAGCUUGCAAUGCCGCAGCAGUAGCAUAAUUGCAGCACGCAACUCGAGUCUUUUGCCGCUGUGCUGGCAACACUCGUCGAACAAAUGCAUCGCGCAUUACAUAUACAUACAUACAUACAAUUUUAGCACCAAUAACUGCAUUUUGUGUUAAGUGUGUUUUAACUCGCUAAAGUUGCUUGAAAACGUGGAAAGAAACGUGUUAAAAAGUGCGUCCGCGUGACAUUGCAUAGAAAACCGUUAAUGUGUUGGUGACCACAGUUGUGUCCAGUGUUUUAGUGGUGCCACAUGCCUUCGCCGCAACAACUUACUAAGUUCUUACUUUAGUUCAAAUUUAUAUAUACAUACAUAUAUUUAUAUUUUGUUUUUUUUUUUGAAAACGGGUAUUAGACGGUUAUAUACACACACAUACAUACAUUUAUAAUUAUGCAUUUGUUAUAUUUUCUGCGAACACCGCCACUUUGUUAUUAAUAUUUAAACAUUUUAUUUGAAGCAAACAUACCAUUGCUCAGCGUGCAUUUCUAAAUAUUACACUAAUUAAGCGCAUACAAAGCGAAUUAGAAAUUGUGGUGAAGGUGUACUAUAUACACGUGUAUUUUAUGAAACAUUUGCAGUUGCAACACGGACCUUCAAACUGAACUUGGUACGCAAAUGUUGCAUCCGCUUGCGCGACGGGUUGUUCGUUUGUGCGUGUUGGUGUGCCGCAAGUAACUGUUUAUGUGUAAUGAUAACGAAAGGUUUUAAUUAAAUGAUAAUGAUGAAACAUUAAUUAAUUAAAAUGAUAAUAAUGCUGAUGCGUAUGAUUACUUUGAUUACUACCAUACCAUUAUUGCAUACGUACGUAUUUGAAAUACCAACUAAAUAAAAGUAAAAAAAAAAAACAAAAACAAAUUUGAAUAAUACUUAUAAACUAUGCGUAAAUAAUGAAACGAUCUUGAAAAUAAAUUAUUAUAAAUUUUAUGAAAA
Zeugodacus cucurbitae (melon fly) is the source of this 4497-nucleotide messenger RNA. RefSeq names its product ubiquitin carboxyl-terminal hydrolase 45 (gene Usp16-45). The coding region runs from base 186 to 3209 and encodes 1007 amino acids. NCBI's taxonomy places the organism in Eukaryota, Metazoa, Arthropoda, Insecta, Diptera, Tephritidae. Gene Ontology annotation, biological process: protein deubiquitination. The record is from RefSeq and is a predicted model, not a curated record. The transcript is spliced from 6 exons. Gene Ontology annotation, molecular function: zinc ion binding; cysteine-type deubiquitinase activity.